AAUCCAGAUCAACACGAGAUUCAAACAGACUUUUCAUUUGCAUGUUUCUCCUUUAUCUCUUUAAAUGUUAUUUCUGUGUGUUUGUGGACGCAGGUGGCCAACUACGGCGUGGGAGGACAGUACGAGCCUCACUUUGACUUCGGACGGAAAGAUGAACCGGAUGCGUUUGAAGAGUUGGGGACAGGAAACAGAAUCGCCACCUGGCUGCUUUACAUGAGUGACGUACAGGCAGGGGGCGCCACCGUCUUCACUGAUGUUGGAGCUUCUCUCCGGCCCAAAAAGACCUCAGAUCUGCUUCAUCAUGAAGAUCCGUCCUGUGCAGAUGUUCUCCAGGACCAACACACAGCAGAUUAUCAGCAGCUGAUCUCUCUUUUAACACCAGGACAGGAACUUCAGCUGGCAGAGGAUCCUACUGCUACAACAACUCGCUCUGCAGACAGUAGACACUGA
Molecule: messenger RNA, 450 nt
Organism: Micropterus dolomieu (smallmouth bass)
Lineage: Eukaryota; Metazoa; Chordata; Actinopteri; Centrarchiformes; Centrarchidae
Product: prolyl 4-hydroxylase subunit alpha-3-like
Exons: 4
Biological process (GO): peptidyl-proline hydroxylation to 4-hydroxy-L-proline
Cellular component (GO): endoplasmic reticulum
Molecular function (GO): procollagen-proline 4-dioxygenase activity
Source: RefSeq, a predicted model, not a curated record